ACUUCCUGUAGACUGAAAACCAAGUGAGAUGAAGGAUUGCACCAUACUACACCAGAGAAUUUAGAGGAUAGACACUGCAGAUAGAUCCUGACCAUUACCCAAGGAUCAACUGCACAACUGUGGGAAGACAUCCAGUCCCUUCACAGCAUUGCUUAACACAGAGAAGGUUGGGCAGUGAAACAAUCAUCUGGAAAUUGACCAGGUCAAGGGAGCUUUGACUUAUCAGUCACAUAAAACUGACCAAUGUUGUGGAACCUUCCAUCAGAACCAACCUUCUUAAAGGCUUAGCUGUGGGCGAUCGGCCAGGGUGAGGCUGGGAAGAAGUGUGAGUGGGCUCCAAGUGUGGUAAGAGCUUCAAUCAUUCAUCAAGCCAGUUAUUUGUUUCUACAGUGAGAGCCUGUUUAACUGUGAGGUGUGUGAGGAAAGAUCCACAGGCUCAUUUGUUCUCCUAACAUGCAAGGUGCAUCUCUUGUAAAACUGUUACUUCAAGGGUAGGCAUAUGGAAGAGAAACCAUUCAAAUGUGAUGUGUGUCAUCAAGCCUUCACACAGUUAUCGACACUCAUGAGACACCAACGAAUCCACACUGGGGAUAAUCUGUUCAAGUGUGAGGUGUGUCAGAAAUCAUUGUCUGACACAUGGCACCUCCGAUCACACCAACGCAUUCACACUGGGGAGAAACCAUUCACAUGCAAGGUGUGUCAGAAAUCAUUCUCAGAUUCAUCGAAUCUCCAUGCACAUCUACGCAUUCACAGAGAAGAGAAGCGGUUUUCAUGCAAGGUUUGUGAGAAAGCAUUCACACGAUGUUCAAGCCUCCUGAACCAUCAAAGAAUCCACACGGCGGAGAAACCCUUCAAAUGUGAGGUUUGUGAUAAAGCUUUCAUGACAUCUACAAAGCUUUUGUUGCACCAAAGGAUUCACACUGGGGAGAAACCCUUCAGGUGUGAGGUUUGUGAGAUGUCUUUCACCGAAUCCUCCAAACUCCUGACGCACCGAAGAAUUCACACAAGGGAAAAACCAUUCAAGUGUGAGGUGUGUCACAAAUCAUUCUCACUGUCAUCAAAUCUCCACAGACACCAAUACAUUCACACAGGGGAGAAACCAUUCAAGUGUGAGGUGUGUGCCAAAUCAUUCUCGCAGUCAUCGAAUCUCCAAAGACACCAACGCAUUCACACAGGAGAGAAACCAUUCAUGUGUGAGGUGUGUGACAAAUCAUUCUCUCAGUUCAUGAACCUCCAUGCACACCAACGCAUUCACACAGAGGAGAAGCCAUUUACAUGUGAAGUGUGCAAUAAAUCAUUCUCGCAGCUAAUGAACCUCCGCAUACACCAACGCAUUCACACAGGGGAGAAACCAUUCACUUGUGAGGUUUGUGACAAAGCCUUCACACAGUUAUCGAGCCUCACGAGACAUCAGACAAUCCACACAGGAGAGAAACCCUUCAAGUGCAAGCUUUGUGAUAAAGCUUUCGCAACAUCCACGAGGCUUUUGAUGCACCAGAGAAUUCACACAGUGAAGAAACCCUUUAGGUGUGAGGUGUGUAAUAAGGGCUUUGCACAAUCAUUGGAGCUGGUGAGACACCAACGUAUUCACAUAAGGGAGAAGCUGUUUCUGUGAGGUUUGUGGAAAAGCCUUCACACAGUUAUUGAGCCUCCUGCAACAUCAGACAAUCCACACAGGGCUGUCACCCUACUUAUGUGUAGUUUAUGGUAAAGAUUUUGUGCAUCUUCAAAAUUCCAGAGACAGCAGAGGAUUUAGGCAGGGGAGAAACUAUUCAGGUCUGAUGUUUGUGACAAGGCUUUCACCCACUCCUCUGAUAUCCUGAAGCAGUGGCGGAUCCACACUGGUGAGAAACAAUUCAGGUGUGAGGUGCGUGACAAGGAUUUCACACAGUCAGCGUAUCUCCUGGUUUGUAACCAAACUCACAGAUGGAGAAACCCUAUCAGUGUCAGUUCUGUAAUACCUUCACACAGUUGUCAGACCUCCUGGAACAUCAGCGAACCCACACGGGAGAAAAACUCUUCCAGUGUGACGUGUGCCAGGAUUGUUUCACCUACACCCACUCUCGCCCUACACCGAUGUCUCCACAUGGACUUGGAGCCGGGUCACCUGCUUCCGUUGCACUGAGAGUUGUCUGUGUUGUUUACUCUCCAGUACUCACACAGGGGAGCUGCCGUUCCAAAGCAUUGUCUGCCUCAGCAGUGUCUGUCUUAAACCUCUCCCACCAUCAGUCCAAGUUUCAAGAUGGUUAAUUUACCUUUUGAUCAGAUCACCACAUCACCAGAAGAAGACAUCAAUAUGUAUAGAAGCUCCUGUAUAAACUCAGCAUCCUUUCAGUGCAACGUCAGGUACAAGUCACUCACUGACUCUUACUCUGGCUAAGAAGGCAGAUGUUCAGUGGUUAGAAAGGCUUCAGCUUCUGAUCUAGCAACACAAUCAUCUGGGGUAGUAAUAUAGGUACUUCAAUAAAACUUAGCGUCUCUGGUCUAUGGAGGGGGAGAACCAGCCAGGAAUCCCGUUCCUUAUCAGUGACCCCAACUCAGAAGACAGUGGGAGGGCAGGAUGUGUCUUGGCUGUGACAGUCUCCAUUGUCUCGCAAUAUUCACCGUAUUGCUGAAAAAAGACACAUGGUCAAAGCAUUUCCUUUUGCACUCAUCAGGACAUUUGCAAGAAUACCAAAUAGCAAAGGGAACAACAGUUUAUACUGCAUGAGAAGCGUGUGUUAAUUGGUUGGCAAGUGGAGAAUGCACCAGUAACUGACAACUGACUGCUGAUUGCCAAGCCUUGUUUAAUUUUAAUCCAGGCCGGGGGACUCUGGUCAAGGCAUUAACCCUGGGGAGUGAACCAGGAAUGGCUGUCUCCUAAGCUUUUGUUUAGUUGAAAAAGAUGCAAUGUGUGUACAUGCUCCUUUUUGUCUUCCAAAGGCCAGAACCCUGUGUGUGAAUAUAUGUAGCUUCUUAAUUUCUACUCACAGUCAAUUCAGAAGAAUGUGUGCCAGGAUUUUUCUGCUAGGACAAGACAGAAAUACCUCCAUAGUUCUCACAGUGUGAUUUAUCUCCCUUCUUGAAGAUUGUCACAUUCCUGAAGUCAGGGAGAGUUCUUUUUCCUCCCAAAUCCAUAGGAUGAGUGAAUGAAGUCUUGAUGUGAGCAGAUACCCACCAGCUUUGAAGACCUCGGCUGGAAUACCAUUGGGGCCACAUGCUUUGUUGUUUUUCAUUUGUUUGAUUGUUUGUUGCAGCUCUCCCAUCGAUGGUGACUCACCCAUGGAUUCUACCAUAGGCACAGGGGGAUAGAGUGGAGGAUAUCAGUUGCCACUGUGGAUUCAUGGUUGAGGAGUUGUUCAAAAUGUUCUUUCCAGUGUUAACAGAUGGCAUUGUCAUCCUUAAAAGAGGAGAAACCUCAUCCUGUGAAUGAAGGGGAUUUUGUCCAUUUGACUUCGGUCUAUAGAUGACCCUAAUGACUUCAGAAAAACUUUGCAUGUCAUGAUGAUCAGCAUAUUGUUGGAUCUUUCGGGCUUUCUCUUCCCAUCACUUGUCCUUUAUCUUCUGAAUUUGUAUUUGGGUGUCAGACUUGAGCUGUUGAAAUGCUGCCUUCUUGAGUUGUGGCCUUGGGUUGUUCUGCCAGGCAAUGAAGACUGAUCGUUUUUGUUCCAGGAGGUCACAUAUUUGAAUAUCAUGUUCGUCCAGCCAGUCCUGGUGAUGAUGAUGCUCGAACCCAAUGAUCUGGACACGGUAGUUUAGUGCAGCUGACUUAAUUUGAUCCCACUGUUCAGGAAUUGAGUUGGAUGUGUGAAGAUUUUCCAGGUGCACUUGGAAUUCCUCUCUUCAGUUGGGCUGUGUUAGGGCUGAGACAUUGAUCUUCUUCCUCUUGGACUUUUGGGCCUUGUGAUGUCUUGGUGCUGGGUGGAUGUUCGUCACCGAUCAAACAAGUCAAUGAUCUGUCCAGUAGGCAUCAGUCCCCCACAUGGAUCGAGUGAUACAGACAUCACUUAGAACUUUGACUUGGCUUUAGACCUUCCAGAGGAACCUCCGACAUGGUCUUUGCUGCCAGACAAACCCAAGAAAAAUGUCGAGAACAACACCAGGAAUUCUUCAUUGCAUUCAUCAACGUGAUCAAAUCAUUUAACUCAGUAAAUUGUGAGGCUCUGUGGAUCAUGCUCCAAUGAUUUGGAUGUCCAAGAAACUUCAUCACAAUCCUGCAAUUGCUUCAUGAUGAUAUGACUGCAGCUGUCUUGAGUGGUAAAUCUGAAACAGAUGCCUUCAAAAUCCAGACUGGUGUCAAGCAAGGCUGUGUUGUAGCCCCCAUUCUAUUUACAAUCUACCUGACAGUGGCUAUUCACCUCAUCAAAGAUCAACUGCCCUCAGGUGUUAGUAUUAAAUACCAUCUAGAGGGAACUCAUUUACCUCGGUCGCCUCCGUUUCAAAACUAAACUGACCACUAUAGAUGCACAUGUUCUACAGUAUUCUGAGAGCUUUUUCUGAUGUGUGUGUGUGCACGUGUGUGAAAUAUCUUGAGACAUUUUCAAAUGCUUUGUUAUUUUGGUUGAUUCAAAGUUUGUUGUGAGCUGAUGGGCUGGUAUUAUUUGCCUGCUGCUUUAUCAAACUUCUGUAUAGAUUUAAACACCCAAUAAAUUCACUUUUUAGUGUAACUCAAACUACCUGAUUUGUCAGCAGUGUCAAGAAGAUAUAAUAAUUCUCAAUGUUAU
This is a messenger RNA of Carcharodon carcharias (great white shark), 4703 nucleotides long. RefSeq names its product zinc finger protein 271-like. Lineage: Eukaryota; Metazoa; Chordata; Chondrichthyes; Lamniformes; Lamnidae. Gene Ontology annotation, molecular function: DNA-binding transcription factor activity; RNA polymerase II cis-regulatory region sequence-specific DNA binding. The coding region runs from base 500 to 1615 and encodes 371 amino acids. Gene Ontology annotation, biological process: regulation of transcription by RNA polymerase II. The record is from RefSeq and is a predicted model, not a curated record. The transcript has 2 exons.